Messenger RNA from Lymnaea stagnalis (great pond snail), 3160 nucleotides. Lineage: Eukaryota; Metazoa; Mollusca; Gastropoda; Lymnaeidae. The record is from the annotation of a GenBank genome assembly.
AUCGAGUACAGUAAAUGCUCCAGUGGGAACUGAGACCAUUCAUGUGUUGUGUAGUGGCUCUGCUCUAUCCUACAUUAGUCUCAACACUAGACUGCUAAUAUCCAAAUAAACAGAAGUUUUCUUUGCUCACACAGAACUGGGGUAAGUUUCAAUACAUUUAAUAUUGAACCUAAGGUGUAACUUUCAUCAUCUGACGUGUCUUUUGUAACAUAUUGUAACAAUCUUGAGUGCUCUCAGCACUAUCCCCUUUAAAAAUUUAUUGUAACAAUCUUGAGUGCUCUCAGCACUUUCCACUUUUGUAACAUAUUGUAACAAUCUUGAGUGCUCUCAGCACUAUCAACUUUUGUAACAUAUUGUAACAAUCUUAAGUGCUCUUAGCACUAUUCCCUUUUGUAACAUAUUGUAACAAUCUUAAGUGCUCUCAGCACUAUCCCCUUUCGUAACAUAUUCUAACAAUCUUAAGUGCUCUCAGUCAGCACUUUUCCCUUUUGUAACAUAUUGUAACAAUCUUUAGUGCUCUCAGCACUUUUCCCUUUUGUAACAUAUUCUAACAAUCUUAAGUGCUCUCAGCACUUUUCCCUUUUGUAACAUAUCCUAACAAUCUUAAGUGCUCUCAGCACUUUUCCCUUUUGUAACAUUUUGUGACAAACUUGAGCGCUCUCAGCAUUAUUUAUUUUUGUAAGAUUAUUGUAACAAUCGUCAGUGCUAUAAGAAGUAUCGAAAUUGUAAGAUUAUACUAACAAUCUUGAGUGCUCUCAGCAAUAUCUACUUUUGUAAGAUUAUUGUUACAUUCUGAAGUGCUCUGAGAAAUAUCUACUUUUGUGAGAUAAUAGAGUGUUCUCAAGCAAUAUCUACUUUUGACCUAUGGAAUGACGAUUUCCUACAGAUAAAGUUUUUAUUAUCCUAGCCAGAUACAGAUCACACUCUCAUAACAUUCAUUUCACCACCAUAAUCGUACCUAGUGAUCACACUCAUCCAUUUCUUAAACCAUCACAAUGUUGCUACUGAUGUAUUCACCAAAGAACCAAAUUAAAAAUAAACAAUAAUCAUUAUAAUCACAAACUUACAACAAAAAAUCGUUUCCCAUGUACCGUCUAUAACAGGGGUAAAAAAAUAAAUCACUGAUAAGAAGAUAAGAAAGUCUAUUUGACCAUUUCAGUUUAAAGACAGUUUAAAGACAGCUGAAGACAGACGUAGGUAAAAUGUACUGGAUGCCUUUGCUUCUCACGGUGGCUGCAGCUGUCACUGUCACUUAUGUGAGUUUGUUAAUAAAUUAAAGUCUCAUGUGUGGUGUUUGUAAAUAGAAUACUGGUGUUGUGGCUUCCACUUCUUCAUAACACUGAUUUAAAAGAAGAAAUAACACAAAUGUGAUCCCUUUGAUUUUUAACAUGUUAAUUUAGGAGUAUAAUUGGUUGUGUGAUUUUAGUAACUACAGGUAAGAUAUCUUCAAAUUUACAUAAACUGUGUUAUAAACAUAAUAUUUUUUUAUAAACUUGUCAUUCGCUGACAGGCAGCUGUAGGGGCCACAUGUUCAAACAACGUCCAAUGUGGUCAAGGGGAAUGUUGCCAGAUCCUGAGUGAGUACAUGAUCAUGAGCAAGAAAAGACAACUAGAUUGGAUGACCACGACACCACCUUACCCAACAAGAGGCAAGUAGAUAAAGUACUAUAACUUGUGGAUGAACUUCUAUAACUUAUAGACGAAUCUCUAUGACUUUUAGAUGGAUCUCUAAGACUUUUAGAUGGAUCUCUUUAGAACUUUUAGAUGAAUCUCUAUAACUUUAAGAUGAAUCUCUAUAACUUUAAGAUGGAUCUCUAAGACUUUUAGAUGGAGGUCUUUAGUACUUUUAGAUGAAUCUCUAUAACUUUAAGAUGAAUCUCUAUAACUUUUAGAUGAAUCUCUAUAACUUUUAGAUGCAUCUCUAUAACUUUUCGAUGAAGAUAUAUUACUGAACGGUUAAGAUGCUUGGCUGGGCUUAGCAUUCAACUACCAGACCAUUGUUGGAUGGGCUUAGCUUUUAACUACGAGACCAUUGUUGGAUGGUCUUAGCUUUGAACUACCAGACCAUUGUUUGAUGGGCCUAGCUUUCAACUACCAGACCAUUGUUGGAUGGGCUUAGCUUUCAACUACCAAACCAUUGUUGGGUGGGCUUAGCUUUCAACUACCAGACGAUUGUUGUAUGGGCCUAGCUUUGAACUACCAGACCAUUGUGGGAUGGGCUUAGCUUUCAACUACCAGACCAUUGUUGGAUGGGCUUAGCUUUCAACUACCAGACCAUUGUUGGAUGGGCUUAGCUUUUAACUACCAGACCAUUUUUGGACGGGCCUAGCUUUCAACUACCAGACCAUUGUUAGAUAAGCUUAGCUAUCAACUACCAGACCAUUGUUGGAUGAGCUUAGCUUUCAACUACCAGACCAUUGUUGGAUGGGCCUAGCUUUCAACUACCAGACCAUUGUUGGAUGGGCUCAGCUAUCAACUACAAGUCCAUUUUUGAUGGGCUUAGGUUUAUAACUUUAAUCAUUAGUUUUUAAAAUCAUUAAUAUGUAUAGGAUUUCCCUUUCGAGAUGUUUUCAAUAUUUGGUAAAAUGAAAAAAAAAUAAUGAAAAAUUCCUCUUCUUCUUAUUUCCUUUAAUUUUUUCAUCAACCAUAUAUUUGUUAAUUUGGAUAUCAUUGCUGUGGAAAGACAUUUCAUUUUAGUCUUACGCCAAUUUUUAACAGUUGUGCCGGAGUUGAUUUUUGUAUGUAAACACCGGCUUUGACCAGCUUCACCAUCCAUUCACUGACAGAUCCAUUGACCUACUUUAUCCAUUUACUGACAGUUACCAUAACCUACUUCAUUUAUUUCCUGACAGGCACACUUGGAAGUUGUCAAAGAUACCAGCUUGAAGGAAGUUCUUGUAAUCCAUUUGACAAGAUUAACGGCUACUGCAGUUGUGAGCCCGGGACUCGGUGUGUGCAGCAUGAGUACCCUAUCACCUCCACCACCGAGCCGACCACAGAAGGACCAACGUCCACUACCCCACACCUGGCCAAACGUACCUUCGGCAGACCUGGUUAUGUCUGGUUCGCCAAGUGUGAGAAAUGACCAUCGAAUGAUAAAGAUUAUUAUCAUAAUUAAAGGAAAUUCCUGAAAAAAUUACUUAUCCCAAAACUGUUCAAA